AUGGGCGGGAGCUCAGUGGAGGAGAGGCCUCAGCUGUGGGGGCGGGGCUUGUGGAGGGCGGGGCUCCGCGAUGGGCGGGAGCUCAGCGCAGGACAGGCCUCAGCUGUGGGGGCGGAGCUUGCGGGGCGGGGCUCCGGGGGCGGGGCUGGCGGCAGGUCAGAGGGCAGGCCCCGGGUGUGGACAUGGACACCGAGAGAGAGGCCUUGCUGCUCAGUGCCUACCCCGAAGUGCACCUUCUGCCAGAGGCAUGGCCUGGGCUUUGAGGUGGUUGAUCUGAGGUGGGGUGUUCGGGAAGCAGAUGUCUCGGACCACACCAUGACUGAACUCUGCCUGGAGGAACUCAGCCGAUGUCAGGAAACAUCCAUAGGGCCCACUUUCGUCGGCCUGCUGGGUGACCGCUACGGCCCGUGCCCUGUCCCAGGGCUGAUCGAGGAGCGGGAGUGGGAGGCGCUGGCGGCCUCCCUGCGCGCCCGGCCUCGGGACCUGGAGCUGGUGGCUCGCCGCUUCCAGAGGGACGAGAACACGGUGCCGCCCACCUACGUCCUGCAGGAGCCGGACGUGGGCGAGGCUCGGGGGCCCGAGGAGGCCUCGCUGGCCUCUGUCCUCCAGACCGGUGCGCUGGAGGCCCGGAGGCUGGGCCUCCUCAGCCAGGAGCAGUGGCAUCGCUACCAUCGGUCAGUCCUCGAGUGGGAGCUGGAAGUCGGGGUGCUGCGGCCCGGGGCGGCGGCACGGGGGGUCACCGUGUUCCUGCGGGAGAUCCGGGACGUCGACAAACACAUGCUGGACGAGUGUGCGCUCCUGGCGCUGGACCGCCUGCCCGACGGCUGCCCGGACACGGGGGCCCGGGGCCUCCUGCGGCGCCUCAAGGAACGCCUGGCGGAGGUGCACCCCGAAAUCCUCCAGGCCCACCCCUUGCCGUGGAGCCGGGACCUGCUGAACCCCAAGAACAAGGCCCACGCCCGCUACCUCCGGGGCCUGGGCGAGCAGUUCGUGGCCAGCACCCGUCACCAGAUCCUGGCGGGGCUGGCGGCGCGGGGCGCGGCGCCCCGGGACCAGGCCUGGCUCUUCGAGGAGCUGCGCACGGUCUCAGUCAUGGGUGGAAGCCACGGCUGUGGCUUCCCGGCCUGGGCAGAGCCGCCAUUUCCAGACUGCGACGAAGUAUCCAUCAGUGCUCAGCGCGUGGCAGCGGGCGCCACAGCUGCCGCUUCAGCCAGACACCGGGAGGUGUCAGUAAAGGGCUGGAAGGCGCUCAGGGCUGGUCCUGGUCAACGCACCCCAGAUUUUCUGUUGAACCUGUUGCAGGAGUGGUCUGGGUUCGGGCUGUCGGAGGCAGAGCUGAAGGAUGUGCUGUCCCUGGAUGACGCGCUGCUGUGCGAGGUGUACCGGGCCUGGACGCCGCCCAGCCGCCGGCUGCUGCGCUUCCCGCCCCUGCUCUGGGUGCGGCUGCGGAGGGAUCUGGGCCUCUGCCUGGCCCGGAGGCCCGCGCCCGCGGACGGCGGCCAGCUCCUCACCCUCGCCCACAGGCAGCUGGCUGAGGUGGUGAGCAUGCGCUACCUGCCGGGGCCCGAGAGAGCCCAGAGGCACAGCGUCCUGGCUGAUUUCUUUUCGGGUGCCUGGAGCCAGGGCGCCAAGAAGCUCAUCACCCUGCCGCUUGUGGGGGUACCCCUGAGCCUGGACCGCAAGGUGUCCCCGCAGCCGCUGUGGUUCUCGGACUCCGUGGCCAAUGAGCGGCGGCUGCAGGAGCUGCCCCGACACCUGCUGCUGGCGGGCCGCACGCGGGAGCUGCGUCAGGACGUGCUGGGGAACGUGAGCUGGCUGGCGUGCCGGGCGCUCUCGGGGGGUGCAGAGGCGCUGCUGGACGACUUGGACCUCUGCACCCAGCACCUCCGCUGCCCCGAGCUCGGCCUGAUCCGCGAGGCCGUGCGGCUGAGCCGCCCCGCGCUGGAGCUCCCAGGCACCGAGAAGAGCACGCUGUACACGGAGCUCCUGGCGCGCCUCCUUUUCUUCUCCAAGUCCCACCCCGCGCUGGUGGGGCAGCUGUGCCAGCAGGCCCAGAGCUGGCUCCGUGCGUGCCCGCACCCCGUGCUGGUGCCUCUGGCCGGCUUCUUGCAGCCCCCUGGAGGCCCCCUGCAGGCCACCCUCACCGGGUGCCACAAGGGCAUCACCGCCAUGGCGUGGAGCCAGGAGCAGCGGCUGCUGGUGCUUGGCACGCACGACGGUGUGGUGGCCGUGUGGCAGGUGGAAGAGGAGCGCCCGGUCCACUUCCUCCCCGCACACUCAGGCGAGGUGUGGUGCGUGCGGGUGUUCGCGCAGGGCACCCGCGCGGUCUCUGCCUCCACGGACCACACGCUGCGCCUGUGGGGUCUGCUGUCCGGCCAGCAGCAGCUCAGCAUCUGGGACGGAGGCUCAGCAAACUCCACCGAGCCCCAGACCCGGAGCCUCCACGUGGACGAAGCAAAGCAAGUCCUGUACUUGGCGUCGGGGUCAAAGGUCAGCGCGUGGGCGCUGGAGACGGCGGCGCUGCUGUUCCGUGUCCUGGGCGAGGCCUCGGACCCCUGGCUGUGCGCGGCCUGGCUGGCGGCCCCCUCGUGGCUGCUGACCGUGUCCCGGGCCUGCGUGGUCAGCGUGUGGAGCGCAGCCUCGGGCGCGCUCCAGGGCAAGCAGCGUCUGAGCAGCAUCCGGGGAGAGACCCCCACGUGCGCCGCACCCCUCCACAAGCAGGGCACCGUGGUCGCUGGCUUUAGCAACGGCUCUGUCGCCCUGAUUUCCUCGAAGGGAGACAGAUUGCUGGAGAAGCUUCCAGAAGCUGUGGGCUUGGUAGAGGUGUCGGAAGACGGAUCUCUCCUGGCUGCAGGUUUCGGGAAAUCUGUGCGGAUCUUUCUGGCUGACGCCCAGGGUUUCCAGCGACUCCUGGCGACCGACCUGCGACACGAGGACGCAGUUGAGACAGUUGUUUUCGGUCCUAAGAAUAACCUGAUUGUCACUGCAUCACGCGAUGCCCUCAUUCAGGUGUGGAGCCUCUCGGAACAGGGCGCGCUGCUGGGCCUCCUGGACGGUGUGGGGGCGCCACUGGGCGCGCUGGUCCGGGCAGGGGCGCUGGUGGUCGGGGCCUCGCGGUGGUCUUCCACCUUUAGGGCCUGGGAUGUCAGCCGGGCCCGCCAGCGCGGGGCCUGCACCCCCUUCCCGGACCGCACGGGGCUCACGGCCGUGUCUCACAACGGAAGCUACGUCUACUUCCCCGGAGUCGGCGAGAAAAACCAAGUCACCAUCUGGGACCUGGCGGAGGGUGAGGCGCGCGGCGCGCUGGACACGUCCAGUGAGGUCCGGUGUCUGGAGGUGGCCGAGCAAACCAAGCUCCUGUUCGCGGGGCUGGUUUCGGGGGCCGUGCUGGUGUUCCCCCUCGACUCCACGCAGGAUGUCCUGUGUAUCCCGCCCCCCGAGGCCCGGAAGGCCGUCAACUGCAUGGCGCUGAGCAAGGACGAGGAGCGGCUGGCCGUGGCCUACGACAACAUGGUCCUGGUGCUGGGCGUCGGGCCCGGGGACCCCUGCCCGGUCGUCGAUGGCCCCACGUUCACCUUCUACACCCAGCUCCCCGACACCAUCACCACCGUGGCCGUGCUGGCCGACUGCUGCGUGGCCUACGGCAUGACCCACGGCGGCCUCUUCCUGUACGAGUGUGCCAGUUCCAAGCUGUGCCCGCUGGAGGCCCACGCCAGUAGAGUCUCGUGCGUGGAGGUCAGCCACGGGGGGCAGCUGGCGGUCAGCGGCUCCGAGGAAGGCCUGCUGUGUCUGUGGGACUUGGGCACCUGCCAGUGCAAAGUGGAGAUGAGUUACAUGGGCUCCAUCAUCAGGGGUGUCCAGUGCGUGUGCUUCUCCCAAGAUGACAAGUACGUGUUCUCAGCCUGGAGGGACGGCUCAGUCCUCGUGUGGAGAGCACUGGAUGGCUCUCUGCUGACAGUCCAGUUCGUCCACGCCGUGGUGAACAGGAUCAUCCCCACGGCCAACGGUUUCCUGGCUCCCACCAGGCAGGGCCGGCUCAUCCGGGUGCGGUUCCAGUGCCCAGCAGCCAGCGCCUCGCCGCAGGAUGCCCUGCAGAACUUCCAGAAGGCCGUGUGGAUGGUGAAGACCAGGAGGAGAGAAGAGCUGGCGGCCGGUGCGGGAUCAGCCCAGGACCCCAGCUCAGAGGCCCCGGAGAAGGAAACAAACCCCAACAAGCGCUCACAAGUGUGCCUGCUGCUGUAG
Messenger RNA from Dipodomys ordii (Ord's kangaroo rat), 4242 nucleotides. It is a transcript of the gene Nwd1, whose product is annotated as NACHT and WD repeat domain containing 1. Gene Ontology annotation, molecular function: protein binding. The record is from RefSeq and is a predicted model, not a curated record. NCBI's taxonomy places the organism in Eukaryota, Metazoa, Chordata, Mammalia, Rodentia, Heteromyidae.